Xenopus tropicalis (tropical clawed frog) is the source of this 921-nucleotide messenger RNA. RefSeq lists its product as uncharacterized. Lineage: Eukaryota; Metazoa; Chordata; Amphibia; Anura; Pipidae. The transcript has 4 exons. Bases 105 to 827 code for a protein of 240 amino acids. The record is from RefSeq and is a predicted model, not a curated record.
ACACACACACUCAGGCUCAGCCACAUUUGGUUCCUCCCAUCAGAGUGCGAAGACGAGCUUGUCAUCGGAUAAAAAAACCUAAGAUACCGCAGUUUUUUAAAAAGAUGUGUUCCAGACUUUUUUGUUGCCUGCCAUGCAGGAAAACGCAGAAAAAGCUGGACGAGUUUGAAGUUGUCAUUGGACAAUUCAGGAGUGAAAUGGAUCGAGAAUUGAAAGAAAUAGAAGGAAACUACAUUGAGCAGCUGGAGGAGAUCCGGGAAGCCUGGAUCGAUUCGCUGGCUCAUGUAGAGGACAGAAUUGAUGAAAUAUUAGGGGUCAUAGACAAUAUGCAGGCCCUAAUAUUUGAAAUGAAGAGAGAAGAAGGGAAAGAAGAAGAACUCACUGAAGAGAGUUAUGAAACUGCUAUGGGGAGUUCCUUAAGCAGUGAAAACACUGCCGAGGAGCAACCUAGAAGCAGUGACGGCUCUAACAGUGAGGGAGAGGAACGGAAAAGAUCGGAAAGCAGCGGGAUAAGUGAAGAAGAAAGAAUGGAGAAAAGUGAAGGUGCAGAGGACAAAAACAAUGUGAAGCAAGUGAGCUUCGCAGGAAACCUCUGCACUUUUUAUGAAAUCCCGCAAAGGAAGAAGGAAAAAGGAAGCAAAUUGAUAAGAUUCUUUAGAAGAAUCUUCGGAAAGAAAUCUAAGAAAAGUGGGAUUAAAGAGAACAAAGAAAACUGCGAUGAACGCACGGACAUGGAAAAAGGGUCUACCACCAUAAUAGAUGAUGGGACCCGGCAUUGGAAAAGUGCAAUUCUAGAUCAUGAGGAAGAUCGGCUGCUGAAUGAUUAAAGAAGUCAGAAGAAGCAGCGAGAAAAUUAAAAAAAAACAACAAAAAGCAAAAUGUAAAAAAAAAUUUAAAAACAAAAAGCAAAAAAAAUUAAGA